This is a messenger RNA of Meyerozyma guilliermondii ATCC 6260, 1398 nucleotides long. It is a transcript of the gene AAF1, whose product is annotated as C2H2-type transcription factor AAF1. Bases 1 to 1398 code for a protein of 465 amino acids. The transcript has a single exon. The record is from RefSeq and is a predicted model, not a curated record. NCBI's taxonomy places the organism in Eukaryota, Fungi, Ascomycota, Pichiomycetes, Serinales, Debaryomycetaceae.
AUGGCGAUAAUUAUGAGUGGCUAUAAUAAUCCUAUAGAGUAUCCACAAAAACUGGCCGAUGUUGCCAAUACUCCUCGUGAAGAAACUCGCAAUUUUAACCCACAAAUGAUGAUUCCUCCUCCAUCCUAUUUUGGUUCUGGUCAAUAUCCCAACCAACAAAUGUAUUAUCCACCACAAUUCGAUACCUAUGGACCUGGAAAUGUUGUUUUUGUGCCACAAAACAACACGUAUUUUAGUCAUGUUGAGUACCGUCAGGGCGCCGGCGCCGGCGGGCAAACUCAGGUGGUGCGGCAAAACCUGAACGUGACCACCAAGUUUGGUGACGCAGUAAUGCAUCAUAGUCUGCGUGAUAUUCUGAGAGAUGUGCAGCGAGCGUUACCGGGGGUGCAUACUAAAGGAUUUGUUGAGCAGCUCCAGCAGGUGAUGGUGCGGCCGCCACUUUCGAGGGCGUCGGUGCGGCCCGAGGCGGCGGGUGGCGCGUCAAACCGACGGUCCAAGCGUCGGCUGAAGUAUACGCGCGAGCAAGACGAUUUGAUUGUGCGGUUGAAAAAAGAGGGCAAGCUGUGGGUGGAAAUCGCCGAGGUUUCGGGCGUGGGCAGUUACUUGGCGGCCCGUAACCGGUACCAGGUGAUUGUGGGGCAACAGGGAAACAACAAUUCUUCGUCGUGGACACCGGAAGACCGACGGGUUUUGCAUGAAGUAUUGGAUAAUGCCGAGCUUGAUAAAUGGCGGUGCAUUGCUGCUGAGCUCUCCAAGGCUUCAGGAAAGACAUUUACCAGUAAAGAGUGCCGUGAUAUGGUUCGGUACUUGUUUUGGACCAAUCCGUCGAGUUUCAGUGUUAGCGAUGAGGUGGUGACGGAAUGUGCCAAAGAGCAAAAAAUCACCGAACGGGCAGUUUUGCAAGAACAACAACUUCUCGACGAACAACACCAGCUGGAUCUUGCUUUGGGCUACGGAAAGCAAAGGGUUCCUAGUCAGUACCUGGCAUUUUUGCACCAAUCGCCAUCACAGGUUUUUCAGCGGUACGCAAAUCAACCAACCACCCAACCAAAUCUUAAUCAGCCAAACCACCAAAACCACCAAAACCAAUCAAACUUAAACCAGCCGAACCAGCCAAACCUUAAUCAGCCGAACCAGCCAAACCUUAAUCAGCCAGGCCCACCAAACCUUAAUCAACCCAACCAACCGAACCUUAAUCCCAACCAUCCAAACUUAAACCAACCAAGUCUUAACCAGUUGAAUCAACUCAACCAGCCAAAACUUCACGUUCACCUGUCUGGACUUCACCAUCACAAUCAUCAUCCACACCCUCAACAUCCUCAACCACAACCUCCAUACGACCACUUUCCACCCCAACCGUACCAUGACCGCCAGGAUGAUUACAAACUGUAUUAUUAG